Penicillium cosmopolitanum is the source of this 2748-nucleotide messenger RNA. RefSeq lists its product as uncharacterized. The transcript is spliced from 2 exons. The record is from RefSeq and is a predicted model, not a curated record. Bases 1 to 2748 code for a protein of 915 amino acids. NCBI's taxonomy places the organism in Eukaryota, Fungi, Ascomycota, Eurotiomycetes, Eurotiales, Aspergillaceae.
AUGGCUUCCUUCCAGCCACCUCGAGCCAGACCCUCAUCUCCUGUGCUUCCUACUGUCAUCUCGACUUGGCAUAAUGGCCAGUUAACUGAGACGGCUCUACAAGCCUCGGCAGUUCCUACCGAGGACACUUACUUUCAACAGCCAGAGCCUACUGUACCCAUUCCCAUACCCACGCCCAUUCCCCCGUUUCGUCGACGCGAGUCCGAUCUUACCGAGGCCCCGAUGAUACCACUUUUGCUUUUCGAUGAUGGUGAUACCCUCGUCUACAUUGACCCGCCACCAGAGAAUACCUGCCGUAAACCGUCAUGCUCAUCGACAACCACUCAUCGCGUCCACAGUGAGAAAUUGCUGUCAACUGGCUCUGCUUAUCUGACGAGACUCUUUCAUCCUCGAUGGCAGAAACGAGUCGCCAAACAACGAGGCUUCCACCAGGGCUCGCUUCCCCAGGGCAUUAAAUAUCUCUUAGAUCUGACCCCUCCAAUCCUAGAAGAAGAUGCCGUCAUCCUAUUGACAGAGGUAUCCUGCCCGUCGGGUAUUCGAACAUGGGCUUCGCAGACGCUCCUGUGGCAAUUGCCGGCUUCGUGUGUUGGAGGCAAGGACAUUUGUGAGCCUGAAGAUAUCGAGGCACCUCCGAAGGAUCUUGGCUUUGUUGAUCUCCAAGCUGAGGGGUUAGUCAAUGCUCCAAACAUUGUAAAACCAACCAGUCUACCGGUGGAGUACUCUCCUGUGCGUCACCGGGAAGGAAUUGAGCACAUCCUGCAUGUUGUGGAAGGUCUCGGUAUCUCCCUGGAUACUCCAUCCAAGCUGUGGACAUUCUUUGCGAUAGCCAAAGUCUUCGAUCUGGCGACUGUGCCGGCUGUAAGCGGAUAUAUUCUGUCCUGGUUCUACCAGACAACCAACACCAAGUUCAUUGAGAUUCAUCCGGAGAUUGCAUACCGAGUGGCUUGUGGAAUAAAGGCCCCCGAACUUUGCCGUCACGCAUUUCUCGCUCUCGUCGGAGAUGAAGCUUUGCUGUACACAAUUCGAACUGCCGGUCUCCGCCCCACGCAUAAUUACAUUGAGAAUUUCGCCCACAGUCGGAUGAAUGGCUUCCUGGACGAUAUGGAGGUGCAACGCAUAGAAUAUGCCAGCAAGAGCUUUGCCGAUGAUCUCAUUGACCAGUUCCUGCACCUUGCUGGGGCUGAGAUGACCUGGCUUGACGACAAUCCUGAGUAUCAAAAGCUCAUUGAGCACCGAGAGCAAUGCCCGCGAAACCGGGCUGCAGUCAAUUAUCUGACAAGCCUUCUGAAGGAGUUUGUGAGGUACAGACUCUACAGUCUUUUGAAAAGCAGUCGGGACCCAAUUCGAUCCAGUGAUUUAGUCCCUGCGACCAUGAGCCCUCGGAUGAGCUUCACCUUCCAUAGAGAGCAUGUUCUACAACGCCUCAUUGGCAGGACCUUCUGGUACGGUCUCUUGAAAUUUAGUCUCCUUUCUGACGCCGAUUUCCAGCCGGAGCACAUGUACCACCAGACUAUCUCAGAUAUUGGCGAAGGGCUUCUUGCUUUUAAAGGCCACGAGAGGGCUAGAAUCGGAUAUUUCCAUCGCACAUUUCUUGAAAGUGAGGCCAACAACAUGAACCGGAAAAUUGAGGCAGAGGCAAAAGGAUCGUUAGCCGCGUUCCAGAGCGAUCAAGUAACCUUGCCGAUGCGACCACUACUGCCAAACUUUGCGGGGCCCAUUGCCUCAUCCUCGGCCUUCGUCCCGUCCGCAGAACUGAAUCCGCACAGCAAACCAUUCGUCUUUCGUCCACGCGAGGCUCAAAACUGGAAUAGUGAGCAGUCUCAGCUCGGAGUCGGUGAUGGCCUCGAGCCCGAGCCCGACCACCGCUCUAGAGAUAUGUUCGGACCUCCUUCGUUGGGAGAAACCGGCCUUCCGAGACAAGGAAAUCAAAACAAUCAGGCUUUCCCAGAGUAUUCGGAUUUCCCUGAAAACGUGGCACCGAUUCAGCCCCACCAUUUACUUGCCCAAGGCAAUCUUCUCGGAUCACCCGCCAAUCCCUUUGACCUGACUCUAUUCCUUGUCUCGGCCAAUACCUACAUCCGCCAAAUCGCGCGGGAACUACUUUUCCCCACCGAAAGGACCUCGAUUCCAAUCGAGUCUAUCGAUACACUUAGCUGCCUUUCAGAAAAACAGUUAAACCUGUUGCCCCUCUGGGCAGGAGGCAAUGAUGAUGGCAGCGGCGGUGUUUUCCAAGAUCAAGAUAUUCCGAUCAUGGAAACCGGCGGGUUCUCCACUCCCGGACCUGCAGUACACACUGGCAGCAAUGCAACAACGGAGGAUUCAUUCAGUGAUAUUGGCCCGUCAGAUUCGCAAAGCACAAUCGACGGCGCAUCCAACCGUGCCACACUCUCACACCAGACCGAAGUCCAGUCUCUGGACAGCUCGUUUGAUGAGGGCUCCAUUAUGCAAACGGAUCUUGCACAGCCUGAAGGACCUGAAGGUUUCGAGGAAGUCUCGGAAAUUGACUACCUGGUCGAAUCCAGCCACGGAGAAUUCAACUUCGAGAUGGACUGUGCAGACAGCGAUAGCAACAGUACUCUGAUGGGCCAUCAAUCCGACAUCAAUGAUAAUGAUGAUGAGGAUAUGGAACACCCUGAAAACACCAGCAAUGAUGACAACGAUCACGACGAUCACGUUAACCAUGACCAUGACAAAAUUAUGAAUGAUGCAGCUUCUCAUGGAUUUGAGAUAAUUGAUGGGCGCCUCUAG